Messenger RNA from Kazachstania africana CBS 2517, 1608 nucleotides. RefSeq names its product glutamyl-tRNA(Gln) amidotransferase subunit PET112 (gene PET112). The transcript has a single exon. Lineage: Eukaryota; Fungi; Ascomycota; Saccharomycetes; Saccharomycetales; Saccharomycetaceae. Gene Ontology annotation, biological process: glutaminyl-tRNAGln biosynthesis via transamidation; mitochondrial translation. The coding region runs from base 1 to 1608 and encodes 535 amino acids. Gene Ontology annotation, molecular function: glutaminyl-tRNA synthase (glutamine-hydrolyzing) activity. The record is from RefSeq and is a predicted model, not a curated record.
AUGUCUCUAGGAUUGCUAAAACAAUCUCACAUUCCAAUAAGGAGACUUUUCUCGACAAUUCCCGGCUAUAAUCUGAAAUGUGGACUGGAAAUACAUACCCAAUUGAAUACUGAAAACAAACUGUUCUCACGUUCAAGGAACGACCCUUUUCGAUAUGUUGACCAGCCAAACGUAAAUGCAAGCUAUUUCGAUGUAGCUUUGCCAGGAUCUAGACCAACUUUGAACUAUGAAGUCGUACUUUACGCUUUGAAAUUGGCUCUGGCAAUGAACUCUACGAUUAAUUUAAAUUCUCAAUUUGACAGAAAACACUAUUUCUAUGGUGACCUUCCACAAGGGUAUCAGAUAACACAACAUUAUCGCCCCAUAGCAACUGGCGGGCAAUUGACACUAUCUAAACCGUUUGAUGACAUCUCUUCUCCUAGCAAGGCUGUAAAUAUAAAACAGUUACAAAUCGAACAAGAUACAGGAAGGUCAGUCUAUCUGCAGGGCGAAGGACUCACUUUGAUUGACUUAAAUAGGGCUAAUGUCCCUUUGAUUGAAUUAGUAACAGAACCUGAUCUUACUAGUAUAAAAGAGGUACGUGCCUUUUUAAAGAAGUACCAAGAUAUAGUUCGUCAAUUAAAAAUAUCAACUGGUGAUUUAGAGACCGGCUCUGUAAGAGUGGAUGUAAACAUUAAUGUUAAUGAAUACCCUAGAGUUGAGUUAAAAAACCUCCCGAAUACUUCGUCGAUAAUAAACGCCAUAAAAUAUGAGUAUAAACGGCAAGUAAAUAUCAUACAGAGUGGAAAAGCUGAAAGUGAACUACGUGAAGUAGAAACAAGGAGAUGGGAUGGAGAAAAACAUUCAAGCUCAGAUCUAAAGAGUCCUCAUUUGAUUUACAGGUAUAUGCCAGAUCCAGAACUGCCAUAUAUCAACCUGGACAAGAGCAUAGUAGCAGAUGUUGCCAAGACCCUUCCAAAACUAUCUGACGAAGUGCUUGACAUGUUCAUGAAUGAGCCUUAUAACCUGUCACUAAAGGAUGCUAGAAUUUUAACUAUGAAUCACAACCUUAGUGUAUUCUAUACCAAUGAAGAAAUAAAAGACUUCUAUUUAUCGACAUUUCAAAUCUUUUCUGACACGAUUGAGGGAGAGAGCUCAAGUUCUAAAAUAGUUAUUAAUUGGGUUCUACAUGAAUUAUUGGGGACUCUAAAUAAACUAGGCGUUGCCUUAAAAGAAUCCAGAGAAAUUCUAAGUCCCCAGAAAUUUGCAGAAUUUCUUCUGCUAAUUUACAAUCGAAAAAUCUCUAAUUCAAAUGCCAAAUUACUACUCUUUCACCUGAUCGAAAAUAUAAAGGAUUACAAAGAAAAUUCAAACUUAAAUUUAGUGCAAUUGACUAGUGAUUUAGAGCUGGAUUCUAAUUCUUCGUUUAAUGACGCUCAACUACAAGAACAGUGUCGACUAAUCCUAAAAGAGUUGGACAAUUCUGAAUUAGUUGACAGUCUAGUGUCAGGGAAGAAAAAAAAUACCUUACAAUACUUGGUGGGACAAGGAAUGAGAAAAUUUCACGGUAAAGUAGAAGCCCAAGAACUUCAAAAAACAUUCAAAAACAUCCUCAACAUCAAGUGGUAA